AUGCAAAUGACAAAAUAUACAAAAUAUUUAGAACUAGAUGGAUCUCUUAAAAAAAGCUUCCUAUACCCACUUAUCUUUCGGGAGUAUAUUUAUAUAGUUACUUAUGCUCGUAGUUUAAAUGGAUAUGGAUCCAUUUUUUCGGAACAUGUAGGUUGUGAAAAUAAAUCUAGUUUACUAAUUGUAAAACGUUUGAUUACUAGAAUGAAUCAACCGAAUCAUUUCAUUAUUUCGGCUACUGAUUCUGAACAACAUAUACUUUUUAGGUAUAACAACAUUUUGUACUCUCAAAUGAUAUCAGAGGGACUUGCAGUUAUUAUCGAAAUUCCAUUUUCUCUACGAUUAGUAUCCGCUUUAGAAAGGUUAGAAGUAGUCAAAUCCCAAAAUUUACGAUCAAUUCAUUCAAUAUUUCCUUUUUUAGAGGACAAAUUUCCACAUUUAAAUUAUGUGUCAACUGGACUAAUACCUUACCCCAUCCAUCUAGAAAAGUUGGUUCAAGCCAUUCGCUUCUGGAUAAAAGACCCCGCUUGUUUGCAUUUAUUACGACUCUUUUUUCACGAGUAUUGGAAUUGGAACAGUCUUUUUUUUUCGAAGAAAUUUCGUUCCAUUUUUGUUUUUGUAAAAAGGAAUCCAAGAUUCUUCUUGUUCUUAUAUAAUUUAUAUAUAUAUGAAAACGAAUCCAUCUUCUUUUUUCUUCGUAACCAAUCUUUUCAUUUACGAUCCACUUUUUAUCAGUUCCUUCUUGAGCGAAAGUAUUUCUAUGGAAAAAUAGAACAGUUUGCAGAAGUGUUUGAUAAUUGUUUUCGGACCAGCCUAUGGUUGUUUAAGGAUCCGUUCAUGCAUUAUGCUAGAUAUCAAGGAAAAUACAUUCUAGCUUCAAAGGGUACGCCCUUUCUAAUUAAAAAAUGGAAAUAUUACCUUGUCAAUUUAUGGCAAUCUCAUUUUUAUGUGUGGUCUCAACCAGAAAACAUCUAUUUAAACUCAUUAUCCAAACAUUCUAUCCACUUUUUAGGCUAUCUUUCAAGUCUACGAUUAAAUCCUUCGGUCUUACGAAGUCAAAUGGUAGAAAAUUCUUUUAUAAUGGAUAAUACUACGCAGAAAUUUGAUACAAUAAUUCCAAUUCUUUCGUUGAUUGGAGCCUUGGAAAAAGCCAAAUUUUGUAAUGGAGUUGGGCAUCCCAUUAGUAAACCGGCUUGGGCUGAUUCACCCGAUUCAGAUAUUAUUGAUCGAUUUCUCUGUAUAUGCAAAAAUCUUUCUCAUUAUUAUAGUGGAUCCUCAAAAAAAAAUUUGUAUCGAAUAAAAUAUAUACUUCGACUUUCUUGUGUUAAAACUUUGGCUCGGAAACACAAAAGUACUGUACGGAUUUUUUUGAAAAGGUUGGGGUCGGAAUUGUUGGAAGAAUUUUUUACCGACGAAAAACAGAUUCUUUCUUUGAUUCCAAGAACUUCGUCUAUUUCCCAAAGAUUAUAUAAAGGACGGGUUUGGUAUUUGGAUAUUGUUUGUAUCAAUGAACUGGCCCAUGAAAAAAAUUUGUUUAUCAAACAUGUAAAUAGAAAUUUUCCAUAA
Messenger RNA from Linum tenue, 1563 nucleotides. The record is from the annotation of a GenBank genome assembly. Lineage: Eukaryota; Viridiplantae; Streptophyta; Magnoliopsida; Malpighiales; Linaceae.